AUUUCCAGACUUCGUUCAAAAUCAAUUUCCAUUUUACUCGCUUUCGGCAAAAAGCUGGUUAGUGUCAAAGAACACACUAACACCACCAGUAGCGCUUUAAAUUGGUUCUACGCCGAGUAUAAACAUCGCUUCAUUAUGGGUACAUACUGGACAAACAGCGGCAAAAAGAUCAACGCCCGGAUAGUGCAAAAAUCUCCAAAUGUCCUAAACCUAUCGAUUGAAAACACCGAGCUAAAUCAGGAAAGAUUAUUGCGUUUGAAGCUCGCCGCAGUUGCACUAUUCCUCUAUGCAUUCAUUAUCCUGAUGGUCGGAAACAGUUGGGUAAUUCUGUGGAUCCACGGGAUAUUUGCACUGUUACUCGCAAGUAUUAUAUAUAGUUACACAAGGAUUGUCAAGAAUGAAAAUCUAGUCCUAGUCAAGGAUUUCGCUUUGCAGUAUUCGACGCACUUCAUUGGAGGCGGAACCGAAAACGUACUUAUUCCAAUCAAACAGAUUAAUGAUGUAGUAAUAAACGAAGUCUUUCACAAUCUGAAGGUAGUCUUCACCAUAUCAGUUCUAACCAAGGACAUUCUCUUUAGAAACAGACCUAUUAUCACGCUUCUGAACCACUUGAAUCCACGCGUAGAAUGCCUGGAAAUGAUUUACAACGAGUUACAUACAAUUUUGGACAUAGAAAACGAUUAAAAUCACAAGAUAAAUGAGUACAAAAAACAA
Topomyia yanbarensis is the source of this 714-nucleotide messenger RNA. RefSeq lists its product as uncharacterized. The record is from RefSeq and is a predicted model, not a curated record. Gene Ontology annotation, biological process: GPI anchor biosynthetic process. Bases 136 to 684 code for a protein of 182 amino acids. NCBI's taxonomy places the organism in Eukaryota, Metazoa, Arthropoda, Insecta, Diptera, Culicidae. Gene Ontology annotation, cellular component: glycosylphosphatidylinositol-N-acetylglucosaminyltransferase (GPI-GnT) complex. The transcript has 4 exons.